Molecule: messenger RNA, 924 nt
Organism: Arachis ipaensis
Lineage: Eukaryota; Viridiplantae; Streptophyta; Magnoliopsida; Fabales; Fabaceae
Source: RefSeq, a predicted model, not a curated record
AUGCAAGAGAUAAGAGCUUCAAUUCCGAACUUGGAGGUACAAGUGGGUCAGUUGAGCAGGAGGGUACCUGAGAGACCUUCCAACACUCUUCCAAGCAACACAGAUGUGAAUCCAAAGGAAGAGUACAAGGCCCUCCCCAUGGGCAAGGAGGCCAAGCAUAGAGAGAUGCAUGCUGCUGAGGAAUUAAAGGAAGAAAAGGCUCAAGGAGAAGCUGGAAAAGCAUUGUUACAUGCCCCAUUAGUGGCACAAGAGCCUGAAGUACAACACUCUCAGAAACUGCAAGAGGAGACCAAGGAUGAGCAAUUCACUCAGUUCUUGGAAAUCUUUAAAAAGCUACACAUCAAUAUUCCUUUUGCUAAGGUGUUGGAGAAGAUGCCGCCCUAUAUGGCCUGGACCAUCACAUUUGAGAAGGCACUGUGUGACCUUGGUUCAAGCAUAAAUCUGAUGCCUCUCUCUAUGAUGAAGAAGCUAGGGAUUCAAGAGGCACAGCCCGAAAGAAUUGCACUAGAGAUGGCCGACAAGUCUCAGAAGCAGGCAUACGGAUUGGUGGAGAAUGUCCUAGUAAAGGUUGAUGACCUUUACCUCCCUACAGACUUUGUGAUACUUGAUAUGGAAGAGGAUACAUACAACUCCAUCAUCCUAGGAAGGCUAUUUCUAGCUACCGGAAGAGCCCUAAUUGAUGUAGAGAGAGGAGAGUUAUGCCUAAGGAUGCAUGAAGAUUAUUUGUUGUUCAAGAUUUUUAAACCUCAACCACUCUCUGACAAAGGAGCAUCUGGAGCUCACAUUGAUGGAGAUACCCUGAUUGGAGUUGAGAGGCUGAUCACAAAGAAGGGGGAAUUGACAUCAUCUGUUGAUCAGCUGAGGAUAGAGCAUCAGGAUCAUGCUGCACUCCUCCAUCAGAUGAUGGAGAAACAGAGGAGGUAG